Molecule: messenger RNA, 558 nt
Organism: Clonostachys byssicola
Lineage: Eukaryota; Fungi; Ascomycota; Sordariomycetes; Hypocreales; Bionectriaceae
Source: the annotation of a GenBank genome assembly
AUGGCCAUAUUCCGACUCAUCAACCACAUCCUGGAGACGGUGCGCAAUAAGCAGGACGCAAAACGCAGCAAGUGGGACGCCGAGUAUUACGGCCCCAGCACCACCUACUUCGGAGCCAUUGAGCAGCAGCGAUACCACCCUACACGAUAUGCAGUAGCGCCUGGCGCCCUCCCCGAACAGCGCAGGUCCUGCCGCGAGCUCAAACAGGAGCUGAGGGCUGAGCGCCGUCGGCACAAAGCGGAACGGGUUGCCGUGCGACGCGAGAGGAGGGACUGCCGCCGUGGCGGCGGGGGUUGUUGCAGGCGGAGGCGGGAGGAUGCGGCAGCUGUGUUUGCGCCUGAGACAGUGUCGUCUGGAUCAGUCAGGACUCAGCAGCUCAUGCAUGGAGUAGGCGGGCGAGACUACCACACCGAUAGUAGGCCGGCUGCGAGAUCGGAGCAGGGGCGGGUUGGUGAUCAGCAUCUGCCUCGACAGCAGCCAUCAUCUGUCGAUCAUGUUGGUGACGGAGGGAUGGAGGAGGCGCCUCCGGCUUAUGAGAAGGUGCAGACAGUUCACUAA